AUGGGUCUGAACAAGGACGCCAGCCACACGUACGUGCACAUGCACCGCGCGCGCGACGCCGAUCUCUUUGAGGAUUUCUGCAAGGAGAAGCUGCCGGACGACGAGGUCUACGUGCCGCCGCAGCACCAGCCGAUCAACCCGGAGGACGAGGAUGACGUGGUGCCGGACCAGCACGCGGCGUUUGGGAUCACCAAGGCGACGCAACGGCAGCGGGAGGCGGCGUGGAAGGAUUUGGGACUGUCUGGGUUGAUGAAUCGGGGGCCGCCGCCGGCUGGGGGGCAGGCGGGGGCUGGAGGGAGUUCUGGGGUUGCUGGUGGUGGUGUGAAAAGGUUGCCGCGGUAG
Colletotrichum phormii is the source of this 342-nucleotide messenger RNA. Its product is annotated as Apc13p protein-domain-containing protein. Bases 1 to 342 code for a protein of 113 amino acids. The record is from RefSeq and is a predicted model, not a curated record. NCBI's taxonomy places the organism in Eukaryota, Fungi, Ascomycota, Sordariomycetes, Glomerellales, Glomerellaceae. Gene Ontology annotation, cellular component: anaphase-promoting complex. The transcript is spliced from 2 exons.